Molecule: messenger RNA, 2959 nt
Organism: Bombyx mandarina (wild silkworm)
Lineage: Eukaryota; Metazoa; Arthropoda; Insecta; Lepidoptera; Bombycidae
Biological process (GO): protein import into peroxisome matrix
Cellular component (GO): peroxisomal membrane; cytosol
Molecular function (GO): ATP binding; ATP hydrolysis activity
Source: RefSeq, a predicted model, not a curated record
UAUGAAGAAUUCCAUUGUGUUAAAAUAUUUUGAUAAUUAAACGAAAAAAUGUGUAUCACAACAUUGUAAUCAAUUCAAAUUUGUAGUUGUUAUAAUUUUUUUUGUUUGUUCAUUUAAAGAUUAAUUUAUUCGUAAUAUGAUAAAUAAACUACAAUUCAAACUAUGGGUGCUGAGGUUCUGUUUGAAAAUAGUGUAUCCAAAGUUCAAUUUCUACACAUUCCUCGUAUUCCUAACAAUAAAACAUAGAAUUUGGUAUGAAAGAAGAUUACGUGGAGCUAAAAUAAUGGAUCACUUCACUAUUAAAAGCGUACCAGCGCACAUCGUGCAAUCACUUGUGAAAAAUAAUUUGGAUAAUAAUCCAGCUAUCGUUUUAAACAAAUGCAUUGUUAUCUCUAAAGAACAGUAUAUACAGUUGGCUAGUGAGAACUUGUUUUACGUAGACAGAGGUGUUCUUUGGCUUUCUUUAAAAUUGAGCACAAACUAUAAAAACAAGCACAAACGUAAAAAACAGCACAACACCAAAGAACAUUUACAUAAAUUUGCUUUUAUGACUUCUGAAAUACACAAAAAGUUAUGGGCCGAUAGAACAGCAGAUGAUAUUGAGAACAUUAGAAUAGUCCCUGUUGUUGGAUCUAAAUUGCUCAAACCUGACAUUGGUUUUGUGACAGAAAAUGAAUUACACAACAUGUCCUCAUGUUUUGGAUUGAAUGAUUUUAAUGAUAUUGAAAUAACUUUUCACCCUGUACCUUCAUUAUUAUGCUCACCAAAAAUUGCCAUUACUGCUGAAGUUAGCUUACUUUUGAAUGAUUAUGAUUUAGACAAUGAUUUCACCAAGGAGGUUCUAACUAACCAUUUUGAAAUUCCAAGACUGGUCAGUAUUAAUGAUGUGUUUAGCAUUGAACUAACACCAACAAUGACAACCAAAUAUCAUUGUAAAUAUUUAGAUCUGGUAGAGUCUACUGGAAAACUUUAUUUUAAAUGUACAAAGCUAACAAGUGAUUUAGAAAUAGAUGGAAACCCCACAACCAGUAAUAACAAAGUAAUUAAACCAUAUUUUAUUAUCAGACGUGUGACCCAACUAACUUUAGGAGAGAAUAUUCAUGCAACAAAGCCACAAGAUAAAUAUUUCAAGCCACAAGGAUUUGAUGAUAAUUUACACAUGCUAGAACUCUGCCCAACUGGCUUAAAGCAUAUUUUUAAUCAAAUUCAAGAGACCAUUUCACCAUUUUUAAAUGAAGAUUUAAGUGACCUCUCAUUGUUUUUAUCAAGUCCGAUUAUACCAAUGCUAGCCUUAACCGGCUGUUUGGGGUCUGGAAGACACUUAGUUGUAAAAACAUUAGCAAAAUAUAAUGGAAUUAAUUGCCUCUCUAUUGAUUGCAAUGCAUUACAAAGCUCAACAGCUAAGCAGACUGAAAGUAAAAUUAAUGCAACCAUACAAAAGGCAAAGGCCGCAGCACCUGUCAUUGUGUUACUAGAUAAUUUUGAGGUAUUUGCAAUAGAUGCAGAAAACAAUGAGGACUGUAGAGUGAUUGAAUACUUUAUGAACACAAUCACUGAUUUAUAUCAGAACUACACAAAGCACCCUAUCAUAUUCAUUGCUGUGACGAAAGACAUAGAAUUUAAACCGAACAUAAGUAGGCUGUUUCUAGAAAAGUUUCACAUACCGAAAUUGAAUCUUAGACAGAGAUAUGAGAUGCUAGACUGGUUUUCCAACGUAAUGAGACUAAAUAUAGAUGGUGCAGAGCAUGUGAAAGCAAAUGAGUUAUUAGUAAAACAAACACCAGUGAAUGUAAAUAGUCAGAAUGUUUUACAAAGGGUGGCAGCGAAGACUGAAACGUUUUUGUAUGGCGAUUUGGACACAUUAGUGCACUUCGCGACUAGAGAGUCGUAUUUGAGGCAGCACAAUAAUUAUAAUCAACUACCGCCCGAUCCUGACUUGCGGUUAAUAAAGGAAGAAGAUUUUAACUCGGCUUUAGAAUCAAUAAGAAAGCUACAAAGUCAACAUUUGGACGCGCCGAAAAUACCUAAAGUGUACUGGGAUGAUAUCGGAGGGUUGGAGAAACUAAAAAAGGAAUUACUUAAGACAAUACAGCUUCCUAUUAAAUACCCACACUUGUUCAAAAACGCGAGCCUCAAAAGAUCAGGCAUACUGUUGUACGGGCCUCCAGGUUGUGGAAAAACGUUAGUAGCAAAAGCAGUAAGCACGGAGUUGAAUGUGAGCUUUCUCAGUGUCAAAGGUCCCGAGCUACUAAAUAUGUACAUCGGUCAGUCCGAAGAGAAUGUUAGAAAAGUCUUCGAGUCUGCACGCGCAUCAUCUCCGUGCAUAAUAUUCGUGGACGAGCUGGACGCGCUGGCGCCGCGCCGCGGGGCCGCCGGGGACUCCGCCGGAGCCAGCGACCGCGUCGUCAGCCAACUGCUCGCUGAACUCGACGGGGUCAAUACCUCGGGAGAUGAAGACACGUCCAGUUUCGUGUUCAUAAUGGGCGCAACGAACCGGCCCGAUUUACUCGAACAAUCUCUGCUGCGGCCCGGCAGACUGGAUAAGCUCGUCUACGUGGGGCCCUACUGUGGGACGCGAGAGAAGACAUCAGUGCUCGAAGCGCUUUGUAGGAAGUACAAACUAAGACCCGAAGUGAAUUUGGAAGCCGUCGCAGAGGCACUACCCGACAAGUGCACCGGCGCUGACUUACUGCAGGUUGUCUCUACUGCACGGUCAGCGGCCGUGAGAGCACUCGUUGCUAAGUUACACAAUGGAACGUUAAAGGAAAGCGAGCUGAGCCCCGACUCCAUCGUUAUAGGGGUAACUGAACUAUGGGAGGGCGUUGUAUCAUUCCGGCCCUCGGUCACAGACGAUGAACUGUCGCAUUACGAAGCGAUGGAAUCACAAAUGUGAAAUAAACCGUUUUCUAGUCUACUGGUCUUUUUAUUAAUAUAUGUAUUUUGUUUUAUUUUUGCGUUU